AGUCAUUUCAUCGUCAAACUGCAGCCUCUCGUUUCCCUCCAGCGAGAUAUCAUAUUUACGGGAACUGGUUCGCGCGCGCUCGAGUUAGGAGUUGCAGAACGAUAAAGGUGAAGGUUAUACAAAAUGCAAACCAGAGCAAUAGUAUCGGCAGCACCGAGUACUGCCAUUUUUCACACUACUCGCCAGCAACUCGGGGUAUGCAAUCGUCACCGUUGGUUCCUCUCCAUCAAUUCGCCGCCGCGAACGUGUCAUCUUAACCUCGCACAAUCCAAUCCGAAACGAAACCGUUUGAGUUUUGUGUUCAUCACUAGGGCUGCAGAUUCAACCCAGCCUUCCCCCUCAGUCUCUGUCGAUAAAACUGUCGUUCCUGACGAUGGAUUCUCUAUCGCUAAGGUAUCGUUUUUGGUUUUUGUCUUCUAUUUGUCGAUUUUAGAAUUAUUCUCUGUUGAUAAUAUGGUCACGGUGCUCUAUUAUGCGGAACUCAAGCCAGCUUGCUUGACUUAUUUAGAGGCCCAAACAUUAAGGGAGACAUGUGCCACUCCGGUCCUUAAGCAGGUUAGGAGUGAUGUUACAAGAUACCGUUAUGGGGACGAGCAGCAUUUGGAUGAGGCACUUAAACGAAUUUUCCAGUAUGGCCUGGGUGGAGGAAUCCCACGGAGAAGUGCACCUAUUCUACAAAUGAUCCGUGAGGAGAUCACGGAUGAUGGUAAAUACUGUCUAGUGCUUGCGUUUGAGGCUAAGGCUUUGCAACUGUCAGACUUUGAGAAAAGACAGGAAAAAUUUGCUUCAUUUUUUGGGCCAGGGAUCACCGCACAAGUUGGGAAGGGAGAGAACGAUCAUGUGUACGAAGUUCGACUCAUUUCCAACGCAAGCUCCGAAGGGUCAAGUUCAUGAAGUUCAUGAAGAUUCCAUCUGGUCAUGUUUCUGAUCUUGUCCUGUGGAAAUUUUGUACAUGUUCAGAUUCAUCACGGAUUAUACACUUCUGAAUCAGUAUAGAACAUUGGAGAAAUAGGAAGUAACGCAGAUGGUAAUGGAAAAACGAAAUUGCCAUA
Carica papaya (papaya) is the source of this 1052-nucleotide messenger RNA. Lineage: Eukaryota; Viridiplantae; Streptophyta; Magnoliopsida; Brassicales; Caricaceae. The record is from RefSeq and is a predicted model, not a curated record.